GGCUGGACUGAAGCUGCAAGAGAAAACAGGGAGUCCUGCUAACUGUGCAGACUGAGUGCCAUGGAAAGAGCGAAUGGCAGCACCUCCUCAGGAUUCCUCCUCCUGGGCUUCUCCGACAGGCCAAAGCUGGAGACGCCUCUCUUUGUGGUCAUCCUGAUGGGCUACGUCCUGAGCUGCCUAGGCAAUGGCACCAUUAUACUCCUGUCGCUGCGGGACCCUCGCCUGCACACCCCCAUGUAUUGCUUCCUCUCCAACCUCUCUUUCAUGGACCUGUGUCUGACCACCUGCACCGUCCCUCAGACUCUGGCCAACCUCAAGGGGCGGGACAAGACUAUCACCUAUGGCGGCUGCGUGAGCCAGCUCCUCAUCGCCCUGGGGCUCGGGGGCGUGGAGUGUGUGCUCUUGUCGGUCAUGGCCUAUGACCGCUACGCCGCCGUGUGCCGCCCACUGCACUACCUGAUCAUCAUGCACCCGCAGCUCUGCCUGCGCCUGGUCCUAACUGCUUGGCUCACAGGGUUCGGCAACUCGGUGCUACAGACGGCCCUGACCAUGACCCUGCCCCUGUGCGGGAGAAACCAGGUGGACCAUUUCUUCUGUGAAGUGCCGGUGAUGCUCAAGCUGGCCUGCGCCGACACCUCCUUCAACGAGGCUGAACUCUUCGCGGUCAGUGUCUUCUUCCUCGUGGUGCCUCUGUCGCUCAUCUUAGUGUCCUACGGCCACAUCACCAGGGCCGUCCUGAAGAUCAAGUCGGCCCGGGGCAGGCGGAAGGCCUUCGGAACCUGCGGUUCCCACCUGAUGGUGGUGGUCAUCUUCUUUGGCACGCUCAUCUCCAUGUACCUCCAGCCUCCCUCCAGCUACUCGCAGGAUGUCAACAAAAGCAUUGCGCUCUUCUACACUCUGGUGACUCCCCUACUGAAUCCCCUCAUUUACACUCUGAGGAACAAGGAGGUCAAGGGGGCGCUGAGGAGACUGCUGAGAGGAACCACAGGCUCCAGAGGGAGCUAAU
Molecule: messenger RNA, 1006 nt
Organism: Neofelis nebulosa (Clouded leopard)
Lineage: Eukaryota; Metazoa; Chordata; Mammalia; Carnivora; Felidae
Product: putative olfactory receptor 2B8
Exons: 1
Coding region: 61-1005 (314 amino acids)
Biological process (GO): G protein-coupled receptor signaling pathway
Cellular component (GO): membrane
Molecular function (GO): olfactory receptor activity; G protein-coupled receptor activity
Source: RefSeq, a predicted model, not a curated record